Messenger RNA from Dermatophagoides farinae (American house dust mite), 1822 nucleotides. Its product is annotated as cytochrome P450 3A41. NCBI's taxonomy places the organism in Eukaryota, Metazoa, Arthropoda, Arachnida, Sarcoptiformes, Pyroglyphidae. The record is from RefSeq and is a predicted model, not a curated record. Gene Ontology annotation, molecular function: monooxygenase activity; iron ion binding; heme binding.
CAAGAAGCAAAUUGAUUGUAAAUUAACAUAUAAAUGAGAGGAUUUAAUUUUAUUCUACAUUAUUAGUGUGUCGCCGUUGCCGUCGAUCAUCAAUUGACAUUCAGAAAAGAAAAUGUUCGGCAUACUUUAUGACUAUGUGAUUUGGACCAUCGAAUUAAUCAUAUUUGGCGGUGUGAUCGUAUGGAUUAUCAACUACAUAAAUCGGAAACAAAAUUAUUGGAAUGAACAUGGUGUAACUAGUAUAAAGCCAUUGUUUCUAUUUGGUACGGAUAUUGAAUUAGGAUUCAAUGAUUGGCCAUCAAUAACAAUGCGUCGUGUACGACGUUAUGGAAAAUUUUUCGGUGGUUACCAAUUAUUGACACCAACAUUGACCAUUAUGGAUCCUGAAUUAAUCAAACAGGUUUUCAUUAAAGAUUUUCAUUGUUUCAUUAAUCGUGCAAAACUACGUACAUAUCAUGAACUGUUAAAUCAAAAUUUAUUAUUUUCAUUGGAUAAAAAAUGGAAACGGAUGCGUAGUAUUGCCAGUCCAUCAUUUACGACCGGUAAACUUCGUGCAAUGACUAAAACAAUGAACGGAUGUGUGGAUCGAUUAUUUGAUCUUUUUGAAAAAAUUCGUAAUCAAUCCAAUGGUGAACUGGAAACGAAAAAAGUUAUCGCAGGUUUUACAAUGGAUGUUAUUGCAGCAGCUGGUUUCAGUACGAAUAUGAAUACAAAUCUUGGUGAAGAUGAUCAAUUCUUUCGUAAUGGUUUGGGUUUAUUUCGUUCAUCAAAUUUCCGCAUGUUAGCUAUAUUUACGUUUCCGAAAUUUCUGCUGAAUCUGCUUAACAUUCGUUUCGCAUUCACAGAGGAAGCAUUUGAAUAUUUUUGCAAUCUAACUAGAGAGAUUAUUAAACAACGUAAAACAAUGAAACAAAGACCAACAGAUUUGCUACAAUUGAUGUUGGAUGCGGAAGUCGAUGAAAAAGUUGUGGAUGAUGAUAAUUUUGAUAACCUUGAAGCAACGGCUGAUGAACCACAAAUCGAUAAUGAUAAUAAGAUAAAUCAAUCAGUCAAUAAGAAAAAACUUACUGAAAGUGAAAUCAUUGCCAAUGCCAUUUUCUUUUUGAUUGCCGGUUUUGAGACAACAUCCUCAACCAUCGCACAUUGUCUAUUUCUAUUAGCAUGGCAUCCAGAAAUUCAAGAACGUCUUUAUGAGGAAUUGAAGGAGAAUUUGAAAGACACAGAUGUCAAUUCCAUUGAAUAUUAUGACAAAGUUAUGUUGUAUCUGCCAUAUUUUCAAGCUGUUGUGAAAGAAACAUUACGUCUUUAUCCACCUGUAACCAUAUUGACAAGGAUCGUUUCGGUUGAAGAUCAUUCAUUGAAUGGUAUACCAUUAAAACGGGAUACAAUAAUUCAUAUUCCGACGCAUGCUAUCCAUCAUUGUGAAGAUUAUUAUCCUGAUCCAGAACGAUUUGAUCCUGAACGCUUUAUGCCUGAAAAUAAGGACAAACUUGUACCUUAUACAUAUAUGCCCUUUGGAAUGGGCCCUAGAAAUUGUAUUGGAAUGCGAUUUGCAUAUCAGGAAAUUCGCUUAGCAUUAUCGCGAAUCAUAAUGACAUAUCGUUUUGAAACAAUCUCUGGUGUUACACCAAAAGUGUUGAAAUUCAGACCACGUUCACCAUUGUUAUCAACAUUACCAUUCAAAUUGAAAAUCAUAAGGCGAUAAUCUAUAAAUAUAUACAACAUUGUACAAUUGUAAAAACUGUGUUGUAUAAAUGAUAAAAAAAAAUUUUGCCUAAAAUUGAUAAAAGACAUGAAAAUAAUUAAAAUCUUUUAAUAAUAA